Messenger RNA from Pangasianodon hypophthalmus (striped catfish), 1229 nucleotides. RefSeq names its product zinc finger protein 330 (gene noazfp). Gene Ontology annotation, cellular component: nucleus. Bases 170 to 1138 code for a protein of 322 amino acids. Lineage: Eukaryota; Metazoa; Chordata; Actinopteri; Siluriformes; Pangasiidae. Gene Ontology annotation, molecular function: zinc ion binding. The transcript has 10 exons. The record is from RefSeq and is a predicted model, not a curated record.
UUUUUCUGCUUGCUCUGGCCGGAACUCAUAUUAGUAGCGUUAGUUUCCAGGACGGAGCGAUAUCGAGGGCGGACCUGUAGAUCAGCUGCGAGCGGAACUUCCGGUGUGAGCUCAGCCAGCAAGCCGUGCGGAGAGACACUGUGUACUAGAGCACUGACUCACAUCCACAAUGCCCAAGAAGAAGACGGGAGCUCGCAAGAAGGCUGAGAGCCGGAAGGAGCGAGAGAAACAGAACCGAGCCAACAGAGAGCAUGUCGAUGUCGCAAAGCAUCCCUGCAACUCGGCCAUGGACUGUGAUAAGUGUCUGAGACGACAGAAGAACAGAGCAUUUUGUUACUUCUGUGCGUCGGUGCAGAAGCUCCCCAUGUGCGCUCAGUGUGGUAAAACGAAGUGCAUGAAGUCCUCAGACUGUGUGAUAAAACACCCCGGUAUCCACAGCACAGGCAUGGGCAUGGUGGGAGCAAUAUGUGACUUCUGCGAGGCCUGGGUGUGCCAUGGAAGGAAGUGUCUGAGCACACACGCCUGUUCCUGUCCACUGUCAGAGGCAGACUGCAUCGAAUGUGACCGCAGUGUGUGGGAGCAUGGAGGCCGCAUCUUCCGCUGCUCUUUCUGUCACAACUUCCUGUGCGAGGACGAUCAGUUUGAGCAUCAGGCCAGCUGCCAGGUUCUGGAGGCAGAGACUUUUAAAUGUGUUUCAUGCAAUCGACUUGGCCAGCACUCAUGUCUCCGAUGUAAGGCCUGCUUUUGUGAUGAGCACGCUCGAAGCAAAGUGUUUAAGCAAGAGAAAGGCAAGGCGCCUCCGUGUCCCAAGUGUGGCCACCAAACGCAGGAGACUAAAGACCUCAGCAUGUCCACUCGGACUCACAAGUUUGGCCGGCAGAGCGGCGCUGAUGACGACAGCUACUGUUACGGAGCGUCGGGUUACGAUUCCUACUGGAAAAGCACCGCCUCCGGAGGAGCUGCAGACCAGGAAGACGACUACAUUGGAGACGAUGAAGAUUACGAGGACGAGGAUGACGACGACGAGGAAGAUGAGGAGGAAGACGAGGAAGAAGAUGAAGAUGAGGCUGAGGCUGAAGCAGUGGAUACACUUAACAACCUUAGUCUCGGUGUGAGCUCAGCCAGUGAAGACAAAUGAAGACUAAUUAGAUCAAGUUGGAUUAAUAGAUUCACAGCUGUUUCAAUGUUUAUGACAAAGUUCUAUUAUUAAAGAUUACCUUUAAAAUUUG